Messenger RNA from Diorhabda sublineata, 2193 nucleotides. RefSeq names its product GTP-binding protein REM 1 (gene Rgk3). Bases 5 to 1228 code for a protein of 407 amino acids. Gene Ontology annotation, molecular function: GTP binding; GTPase activity; calcium channel regulator activity. The record is from RefSeq and is a predicted model, not a curated record. The transcript is spliced from 6 exons. Gene Ontology annotation, cellular component: plasma membrane. Lineage: Eukaryota; Metazoa; Arthropoda; Insecta; Coleoptera; Chrysomelidae.
CGCCAUGACCGAUGACAGAACACACGGUUUACCGCGUCCUAAAGGCCGCUCGGCGUCGAUCUGCGCUACGAGCUUAGAGGCGAUUCCCCCUUCAGGUGCUUCCCCGGAAAGUACCAGAAGAAGAAGGCCCGCCGCGAGAUCUCAGAGUGCCAGAUUGACCAAUAAUAGAAGAUCAGUCAAAAAUCGGUCAAUUGCUUCUAAUAGUGUCAAAAGUCAAAGUACUAGUGAACCGAAAUUGGCCGAACAGGAUAUCACUCCUGAAGUAUCUCCGCAUAUCAGAAGAAAAGGAUCACAGAGAAGAGGUACUUCUGUAUAUCAAAGAAAAUCCACAGCUUUCUUGGAUGUGCCAGACUCUCGUGCGAGACACAACAGCAAUCCCGAAGAAGAGGAUGAGGAUUCUUAUAGAUUGCGAUCUUUCAGUUUUACUUCUAAAGGAGUUUUUACGACUAAAACAGGUAUAGUCAACAGAGGUGAUUCAUUUAGAAGACGACGCUCAAGAAGUAAUAGCCUAUGCCCUCCCGCAAUGGGAGGCACUCCAUCUCCUGUGCUGGAUGCACCAGAUUCUAAUAUUCCCGAAAUAUCAACUUACAUUGUAUCUCUAUUGGGUGCUCAAGGUGUUGGAAAAACAGCGUUAAUAAGUCAAUUCAUGACUUCAGAAUGUAUAAAUGCUUAUGAUAGGCAAAAAGAUUUGCUGGGAGUUCAAAUGGUAUCGAUUAUGCUGAAUGGAGAAGAAUCCGAAUUAAUAUUCCAAAAUACAGGCACGUUAAAGGACGUCGUCGACAAAAUCCAGCACCCUCCUGAUGCUUUUAUCGUCCUUUAUUCAGUGGUUGACAAGGCUAGUUUUCUGAAAGCGGAAACGGAAUUAAGUAGGCUACAGGACAGUGACCAGCUCCGUUCUCGGCCGGCUAUUCUUGUCGCCAACAAAAUCGACUUAGCUAGAAGCAGAGCUGUAUCAACUCAAGAUGGAAAGUGUUUAGCUUGUACUUAUCGGGCUAAAUUCAUAGAAAUUUCUGUAGGAAUCAACCACAACGUGGAUGAGCUUUUAGUGGGAGUAUUAACACAAAUCAGACUGAAAGUCCAUAAUUUCGAUGAAAGUGGACAUACGCAACAAUGGUAUAAAAGUAGAGGCAUGGUAAAAGCAAGUAUGAAGGCUCGACAGAUGUUCACGUGGUUGUUUGGAAGAGAGGAUUCCAAAUUUAAAAACUGCGAAAAUCUUCAUAUUCUGUAGCGUAAAUGAAUUGAGAGUUGAAAUACGAAGAAAUUCUUUUUUGAAAAGUUUAUUCUCGUCAUAUGCUCCAGUUGAAGUAUAAAAACAGUUUCCUACCUAUCUUUAGUAAUAUUAAGUUAAAAUUUAUAUGCCAGUUUCAUCAAAUUUAAUCGAUACUCUGUGAGAAUAAUAUAUUAAUAUUAGCUUCUGUUAUAAGUUAAACUUUGAUUCUAAUUAAGUGAUCGAGUAUAUUUCCUCCACUACCAAAACGUUUGAAUCAAGUUAGUAUUUAAGUUAGUAUUUCUGGAACCGUUGGUGAUAUACACAGUAUUUACUGCUACCACUACACCAUUACUCAGAAUUACAGAUUCUCGAUAACGAAGUUAUCGUCUUCAGAGAGCAAAGGUGCUGUAUUUGUGUCUAUUCUAUUUGAACAUAAAUAAUCCACUAACAUGGCUUGUUUCCAGCGACCUAGAUAAUUUUGUACUAAAAACAUAUUUGUCGUUGACUUGUUCAAUGUUUUCAUGAGAGAAAUCGAGGUUCAAAUGAAGGAAAAAAACUUUAAAAGGCAUGGUAAUACCCUUAAAUUCAACAUUGUACCCUAUCACUCGGCUUGUUACAUUAUUUUUUCUAACAAUAUUAUUCUUUAUAUUCACUGGUAAGUUUUUCAAAUAUCUUGUUAACUUUGCUUUUUUAUUAUUGUACUCAAAAAAAUUCCAGUUAUCUUUAUUAAUUUCCUUUUGUUUUAAGCAAAUUUUGUAUAAUAGUUUCUGUGUAAAUUUGUAGCUUCUAUUUAUUCGGGGGAAAACAACGAAUAAAAUAGAAUGGAUUUGGUUAUGUUUUAAGACAUAUAAAUUCAAUAUUUUUAUAUGUUAGACGAUAAGCUCCUUUUUAUUCAAUUCUGUUCUACUUACUCAUUUUUUUAUAGCGUAAUCUAUCCAAAUAUGAAAUGUUAAACACAUAAAUAUACAAUAUAUGGAGAAAAA